CUUGGGAUAAGUGUAAAAAUAGUCAUCACGGUCAAUUCAUACUAUUGGCAUUUAUCGUUAUCAUCACAACGAUUUUUUUAUUUAACUUGAAGUUGAAGUCAUGAGGGUUAAGUUGAAGUCGAAGUACUAGCACUGCACUGGACUGGUAUUAGUAUUGGCAUUGGUAUUACAAGGCUUAAGGUAUAAGUAUUUUAAUUGAACGUAUUUUAUCAUUGGACUUUGACUUAUAGCAUGACAUGAUUAAGAUAAUUCGAAUACUAAUGAUAAUAACUAUUAGUCUAAUAGCAAUUACUCUAAUAAUUAGAGUAAUUGCUAGUUAAGUUAAGAAGUCAGGGUAGUAUCAUAAAUGUAUGCAGUAGUGAGACUGAGAGUAGCCUAGGCAAAGGUUCUGCUGCUGUGAAUACUGGGUGAAGUCAAGUCCAAGUUAGUGACUGAAGAACUUUUUUCAAUCUUUCCAAUUCCAAGCUAUUAUUAUGUCUAUUCACUGAGACCACUGUCUUGUUAUAUAAAUUAUAGAUAUUUAUAUUGAUAAUAUUAAUAGAAAUAGAAAUUAUAGGCUAUAAUAUUAAUAUUAAUUAAUUUUCUGUUUCGGUUUGAUCCUGAAGUGUCAAAGUGUCCUCUUUUUAUAGCCAUUUUCAUUGUUUCUAUAGAAUAGUAGUUACUAUUACUAUCCUAGUGUCUCAUUUGUAUUUACUUAGUUUACAUGUUUUAAUAAUUGUAAAGCGCUUAGAGCUUUAUGAUAAGCGCUAUGGCUAUAUAAAAAUGCCUAAAUAAAUAAAUAAAAUAUUAUAUCAAUAUAUCUUUACUAUCUGAAAUCUCUACUACCGUUACAAUUGGCUAAAACUAAAGCACUAUUUAGCCUAGGCUUAAUUAUAAUACUUAAUAUUAGUAUGAUAUUAUUUUUGUGAAAAUAAAAAGUCUGAAAAGAAUUCCUAGCAGUAAGAAUAAUAGGCCUACAUACAGUGACAAUCAUAUAGUAGGCAAAAAUUAUUUAUCUCUUAUUCUUAGUCAUUAUUUCUAUUCACUGAUAAAAUCAGCUGAAAUUAUCUCCCAUCCAAAUGAAAUUGAGUAGUUUUUACAUAACAUUAAUUAUUAAUAAUAAUUUCAUUUUGAAUUUUAUUGAGAAUAUUAAUUAAGAUCACAAAUCAUCCUCUAACUAAGCUCUCCCCACCUCAUUUCAAGUAGGUCGUUCCGACAUAGUUUACAUCCUCUGCUAAGAAUCUUGGUUAUAUUCUUUCUAACAACAUGUCUCUCCAUAAUCAUAUCUCUCACAUUUGUCACUCUGCAUACACCGCUAUCAGUCAGAUCAGCUCCAUCUGCCACUACCUCACAGUUAGCGCAACAAAAACCCUAGUCUGUGCUCUUGUUCUCUCUCACCCUGCCUAUUGCAACUCUUUUCUGUCAGGUUCACCAAAACACUUCAUAGAAAAACUGCAAAAGGUUCAAAACUCAUUGUGUGGUGUGAAGAUUGAGGGCUAUAGAAACCAUGGUCAGUAUUGAAAUAGAAUCUGGUUUAUCCACAAAUGAUAAUAGCCUAAUUGAUAAGCCUACCAUAGCGUAUCUAUAUCCCCGGAACCAGUAUAUAUCACUAUGGUGUAGGCAUAGGUUUGGAGAGCAAUUCAAGCUCAAAACAAACAACUGUAUUGUGCAAGACAGAAAUGCCCUUCGUGGCCUUUUCUCCGAUUAUGUAAAAGGCAAUGCAUGAAGCAAAUGUCUUUAAGUACUUAAUUAAUGAAAGACCUGAUAACUUAGUACUAUCAACUUAAGUUAUGGAUUACUAAUGAAAAUGAUUAGGACCAGGUCCAGCCCUGAAAGUCCCAAGCUUCAGUAGUAAAAACAUAGUUUAAAAUAAUUUUUUGUUUUCAGGUAUAUACAAAUAAGGUAUACUUUUGUUUGAAUAAAAUCAUAAUUUUCAAAUUCUUAACCAUAAUGGCCUCUAAAAUUAUUUUAAUAAUGACAUUCUACAAUAAUCUAUGAAAAAAAUCAAUAUUAAUAACUUGGGCGACUUGGCUGAGUCUUGAAGUUGUUGAGUUAAAUGGUAUUUAUAAAUACAUUGAUGAUUUGCAUUGGUCAAUUUAAGAGUGUACUGGUUAUUGAUAAGAUGAUGUCAUUGAUUUUUUCUCAUUUAUCUAACAUUUUACAACCUUUUUAUAUUUGUGUUCCUAUGCACCUGGCUUGGCUUGUACAAUUUUAUUUAAAUUUACUUUAACUAUAAAUUAAAAGUGAAAUAAAUUGAGACAUUUAUUUGAAAUACGUAGACUGAACAUGAAUUAACCCAUAUUAUUUUGCUCAGCCCAAAGGGUCUAUUCAAUACUCGGUACUUCAACAUAUUUAGUUUUUUUUAGGAGGUUGAGGUGAAUAUUCAGGGUAAAGAUAAUUGAAGUUUGAUAUUUAAACCGUCAAUGAAAUACAUGUGUUCAAAAAUAGAUUACUCGUCAAAUAUAUUAAUAUUUUUAAUUCAUGGUAACUUUCCAAAACAAUUUCACAGCAGACAUAGCUUUGAAUGCAGGGUUUGGAGUGUGCUCACACUGAAAAUUCAUGACCAACAUCCUUAUGGAAGAGAAAGGCAAGUUAUAAUAUAAAGUAGUAGUUUAAACGAUUUAAUUUUUUUGUGGUUAAAGUGUUAUUUGGGGCCAUCCAUAAAUGAUGUCAUGCAUCUAGGGAAGGGGGGGGGGGAUCACAUUUUUGUGAUGAGGGGAAGGUAGGGCUUAAGCAAUGUGACAUCACAUGAAAAGCAGAAUAUUAUAGUAAAGAAUUUCACUUAAUAACCCUAAAUUACUGUAAUGACAUUUUUAACAUUAUUCUUUUAUAAAACAAUUACAAUUACCCGGUAUUUUAUUUUGGAACUACAAUCACUGAGAGAAUCAGUAUAGGUAUGCAAGGUCGGAAAAAUGACCUCUGAUGUGGGGGUAGUGACACUGACAGAGCAUUUAUGUUAAAAUGUUAAGACGGGAGUCAUAGAAUUAGAAAAAAAUGGUUGACCUGAGGGGGGAGGAGGUGAUAUUUAGUAAAUGGUCUAGAGCCAGGAUUCUUUUUUUUUUUUUUUUUGCAGAUAUGUUAAAAUGUUAAGACGGGAGUCAUAGAAUUAGAAAAAAAUGGUUGACCUGAGGGGGGAGGAGGUGAUAUUUAGUAAAUGGUCUAGAGCCAGGAUUCUUUUUUUUUUUUUUUUUCAGCGCUGCAGGCCCACUCCAUUUUAACCCUAGCAAUGGCAGCAAAUACAAUUUUAUGGUCUUCUGCAUCUCAGGGCUGGGGAGGUACUUUUACCCCUGGUUAAGAACCAUUGUUCUAUUUAAAUGUUUCUGACACAGGUGCAGUAAUUUGAUAUCCACGGGAGGUGAAUUUCUUAAGGGCAGUAGUGGACAGGGAAUUUUUACUGAGGGGGUGCAGAGAUUUAUGACAUUAUUUUUGAGGGGGUCUAACUUUUUGUGACCAUUUGUGAUGAUGGUGGGGUGUCAAGAAUUGACAAAAUUUGCGUGACGUCAUUUAUGGGUCGCCCUUUUAUAAAGAGUACCGAUACUUUUUAAAAAGGGCUCAUAUAAAUUAAACUAUAACUCCUCAUAGUAAUAGAUUUUGUGUGCUUAGGAUGAACAUUUAUUACAUGAUGCUAAAGUCAAUGUAAUUGGAAAAAAAUGUACAUUGUGGUUGCUCGAGCUGCUUAGGGGUCGUUCGCAAAUUACGUCACGCAAAAAAAUGAUUUUUUUUUUUUACACCCCCUGUCACAAAGUGUCACAAAUUCUUUACCCCUCCCCCCAGUGUCACGUCAUACCUAAAAAAAUUAAAAUAUUCAUUAGAUUUUCAUAACUAAGCUAAGAUUUUAUUUUAUUCUUCAACAUUUUCCCAUAAUGGAUUAAGAUGUGGUAUUAUUAGAAAAAUGAGAUGCGAAACAACAAAGUCAUCCACAAGUCCACAACAGUUUUUGUGUCAUUGUUCAAUAUGGGCAGAAGGUCUGCACGACUGAGUUCAUGGUGCCUAUACUACCUGAGGCUAUUUCGACCUCAAAUGAAUGUUUCUAAAAUUAAUAGAAUAAAGAUCUUUCAAAGUUAGAAAAUUUAAGAUUUAAGAAUAAAAAAUUAAAAUAUUUUAAAAACGUGACAUCACAGAUUUUUUUUUUAACGCCCCUCCCACGGCAAAAAUUCUCGACCCUCCCGCCCCCCUCUGAGUGUGACGUAAUUUGCAAAUGACCCCUUAGUAUAUGUGGUUAUAUAACACUGCUUUGUAAUAAAUGUGUUAAUAUAUUAUGUAUCCCUUAUAUAUUUCUUUUCCUUGGUUAUAAAAUAUGUCACUUAUUGAUUCCUGGUAGCAUUAAUUAUUUAUGUCCAUCAGUCUGUAAUUUUUUUUUUUUUUUUGUGUGUAGAAAUUAUACACAUUUUUUAAAAUAUAGUAUAUCAUCUAUAAAAUGGAUUAUAUUUAAAUUUAGUAACUUUUGUUUAGUUUUUUGAAGAACUUGCUAGUCUAAAGAUUUAUCAAGUGCAAUAGAAGUAGCGUUAUUAUUUAUGUUCAACCUUAUGACAUUUGCUGCCCGCCAGCUCCAGGAAAAAUGUCAAGACCAACACAGCAGCCUUUUCAAUGCCUUUGCUAUCUGACCAAAGCAUUUGACUCAUUCAGCAGACAUGGGCCGUGGAAGAUAACGGAGAAGUUUGGCUGCCCUGGUAGAUUUAUUACAAUAUUACGUCAACAGAUGUUCUGGAUUCUAGAGAUGAGUGUGUGGCUUUAAAUUAAACUGAUGGUGCAAAGCUGCGUUCUAACUCCAACACAUUUUAGCAUCAUUCUCUCAGCUUUUCUUUACAGUUAAGAUAGCAUAUCAAAAUAGACAAGCCAGAUGGGCACAACAAGUUGCGAGAAUGUAAGACAGCAGAUGGCCUAAACAACUAAUGUACAGUUAACUUCCCAGAGGAAAAUGCUCAACUUGCAGGCAGAAAAAAAAUUCCUUAAAGAUUGUCUAAUCAUAUCCCUCAAUCUACGGCCAUGGAUCUGAAUUCAUGGGAAAUGUUUGCUAUGGAUCACCAAAGCUGGUGAGGAAGACUCACUGUUGGAUCACGAUCUUCAGAAAGUAAAUGCACAGCUCACAUCAAAAGAUAGAGAACAGCAAGGAAAAUCGCAUCCAAUCCCUCCAGGACCUCAAAACAUGUGUGUCCUACAUGCGGGCAAGCUUUCCGGGCACAAAUAGGACUGGCAAGCCACCUGCCUACUCAUACCUGACUGUAGCUUCGCAUGUCAUGGGCAAAUAGCAGCAACAUUUAUGUUCAGCUUACUUAUUUCAAAUAAAGUUCUCAAAUUAUCUCCCUUUUCAUUUAUAGUUAAAGUAAGUAUGCUUAGGUUUUCGUUAUUUAUGGUCAAUACCUUACUCAAAAACCUGACUCAUUCCCUUUUAAAAAUAUUCAAAGCUGUAUACUAUUGUUUUCUUUUUAAGAUGUCGCAGGUUAAGAAAAAAAACAAGACGAAAAAACAAAACCUGAUUCAUUCCCUUUUAAAAAUAUUCAAAGCUGUAUACUAUUGUUUUCUUUUUAAGAUGUCGCAGGUUAAGAAAAAAACAAGACCUUUAGGAUUAAUCCGAGGCAAACUGCAUCCAGAAAAACUGACCCCCAUUCCCAGCCUUAAGGUGGAGCAGCUCAAGAACGGUGUACAAGGAAGUGCAAUAAUUAUUCCAACACCUUUACCUGAGCAAGGAAAGGGCUCAAACCAUCAAACUAAAGAAGAAUCACCUAAUUCAGACAAUCACAGCUCUGGUAUCAGCAGAUCGCCUAAAAUAACAGAAGACAUAUCUCAUGAAAAAUGUGAACAAGAGAUCAAAGAAGGCUUGGUAAGUUUACAAUGUUUUGAUGAUCUUGAGCAGGCCUGUACACUAUGCAGCCCUCAGACCGCAUGUGGCCCGCCAGCAUCCACUUGGCGGCCCACGAAGUAACGAAAUAUUCUUAAAAAUUAUUAUUUUCUUAAUAGCUUUCCCCCACUGUCCUAUCAUCUUUCGGCCAGCACAAGUUUUUCAUAAAGUAUUACGGCCCGUCUUACAUUUUCAGUUGUGCAGACCUGGUCUUGACAAAUGUAAUAAUUUGAAUUAUGUAAUGCAAAUAAAAUGCAUGGAUAACUUAUUUCCAUUUUUUUCCCCUUGAGUUCCACAAGAGAGGCUUUCACAGAAUGAUAAAAUAGAGCAAGGGAAAACUUUAAAGAGCAUCAACUAAAGUAUUAAGUAAAUGCUUUCAACUGAGUUUUAAUUUAAUUUUUUAAAAAUAAUUUCGUAGAAGAGGGAGAAAGAUCUAAAAGACCAACUUAAACAGCUUCAGAGGCAACUCAAUGAAGCAAAAAGGGCAUUGACAAUGAAGGAAGAGGAAAGCAGAAUGUUGCAUUUACAGCUCACUGAGCAGGUAAUAUAGAGAUUUUCCAGUCUAUAUUUCAGUAUCUAGUAACAGAAUUAAAAUUGAGCUAGAUCCAGUUAUCCAGUCAAACUUGAAUAAAUGUUAUAAAGAUUGUUUUUAUUUUAUAAUUCUUGAAGGAAAAAGAGAUGUCUUCUCGACUGGCCCAAGAGAAGAGUCUUCACGAAUCAACACAAUAUAAAUUAAAAGAAACACAAGAAGAUUUAGAACAGACUCAAGAACAACACGGGAUAAUAAUAGAAAAACAGCGGGAAGAAAUGAACCAGCAGAUAAUGAAAGUAAGAAGAGUUAGAACUUAAUCAGAAGACAAUAUUCUUAUUUAUUUCCCCAACAGAUUUGAAAGAUCCUUAUGAUUUUCAUGUAUUUGUUUUGAAUAAAUAUCUAAAAAAACAAGGUCGAUCAUUUGCUGUCUUUACUGUUAAAUGAAUGCAUGAAGUAUGUCUGCAUAUAUAAGUAACAAAUCACUUCUAAAAAGUUUCAAUUUUAAAACCAUGUGACAAUGAACAGUUUCUAUAAAAUCUCAUUCAUUGUGAAUAAUAGAUGAAUGAACUUACAAAAUAUAAAUAAAUAUUAUUCAGAAUGAAACAUACUGCUGACAUAUAAUGCUCUUGUUGAGAAAUGAAGAAGUAAAACAAAGAAAAGUAAACAGUUUACCAAGAUUAACCAGCUUCACUACACUCCUGUUUAUAGUUAAUAGUUUCAUUCAUAAGACUUUUUAUCUUUACUCACAUCAGCUUGAGUCAUUGCUGUCAGAGAAAGAUGCCAUCAUUGCGGACAGAGAUCAAAAGCUAGUCAAGUUAAAGGCUCAUAUGGCGGAGGCCCUUAAAGGAAACUCAUGGUAUAUAUUAAUUUACAUAUUAAAAACUUAUAGGUUAAUGUAUGUGUGAAUUGUUUCUCUGUUGACAGUAAAGGAUUUUUUUUUCAGUUUUGAAAUAAUAUAUGUGGCGAAAUUGUUGUCUAGGGGUAGGGCCCUAUUCCAACGACCACAGACACACUAUCAAACCAGAGCCCAAACUCCGUUUUCUUUCUUUCUGAUAAAAAAAAACUUCACGAUAGAGUUUGAAGUAACAGGUAUAGGUUAAUUACUAAUGUGUCGUGCAAAGACAAAAAUGCACGACAAACAAACCAUAAAAAAAUACUGUUCAUCUUUGAAAUAGUUUAACUUCCUAGAACUAGUGUAACCAAUCAGUCAUUUCUUGAAACAAACACAGCCUGACGCCCAUAACAAAAUAUCUGCAUUCAUCUUCUCCACACCCAUACAUCGCACUCCCGGAAAUGCGUCAUAGCGCUUUCAUGACUGAGAAAGAGUGGUGCGACACAUGGGGAAGUCCUUAAAGAAAAUAUCAUAGCUCAAUGUUAAACUUAAUAAACCAGACAUAUAGCAUAAACACACGAUAUGACCGUGACAAUAUAUUAAUGUAAUAUAAGUAACAAUAUUAUCAUGGAAAAAAGAUUCUUCUGUGGAUUCCAUGUCAAUUUAGCAGUUUAUUUUUUUUCUUGGUGAAAUGUUUAAAAAAAUUUUUUUAAAUGCACCAGGGACUGUUUCAGAUUUAUCAAUUAUAUUUUCUUUUUAUUUGACCAUGAAUAUUCAUGUUGUGCUGACUGGCAAUAUAAGCCUUGGGGACUGGUGCCAUUUGGGUAAUGCUGGUUUAGAUGAUAGACAAAAUUUUUAAAAUUUGGAGAGAAUUUAAAUUAAAAAUUAUGCAAAUGGUAAUUUCAUGAAAGCAUCCUUCCUUAUUUGUUUUAAUGCAAGGCUUUACUUUCAAUUUUCAGGGAGCGCCAACAACAGCUUGAAGAGUUAACGAAAGAGAUGUUGCGUAUUCAGGAAGAGUGUGAUAUUUUGAGAAUGAAAGUUAAAACCUUGAACAAGACUAAACAAGUAAUCAAGUCACAUUGAGGACUCAAUGAGCUUUAAGUAACUUGCCCUAACCUGGAAUAAAUCAUGCAUGGCAGCCGGCUGGAAUAAAACAUAUAUUAUGUCAGCCUCCUGAAAUAAAAUCUUGUACAUAUAACUAAUUUCAAAAUAAUAACAUACUGGUGCAUAAAGAAAUGUACUGUUAUUUUAUUAUCAUAUAAUAUUGCCACAAUUCAUAAAGAUUUUUAACAAAAUUGCCUUUUUGCAAAAACCACAAACAAAUUAAGUAAUGAAACAUCAGUGGUAAUUCCAUGCAUUAAAAAGUGUGUAUUUUGAAUGUUAAUUGUUUAUAUUGAUGAUAUACAAGCAAACAGAAGUAUGUAACAUAACAGUGAUAGUUGCUCAUUCAGAAAUAGAAUAUUUAGUGCUAGUAAUUAAUGACUAAAUAGUUCUUACUAAAUAUUAUUAAAUCUGAACUACUGAACUAUUAAUUGUUAAAAUUAUUUCUUAAGGAACAAGUUAGAGUUCUUCUUUCCCUUAUUUGGUUCUAGUUGUUUAUAGGGCAUUUUCUCAAUUUAUCUCUGUUCUGAACACUACUAACAGUCAUUUUUUUUAUGACAUAUAGUUGGUGAAUUAUGCUCCUGAUCAGUUUCAAAUCCUAUACCAACACUGGGAAAGUUACAGUUAUUCCUUAAUUAAUCUUACUUCUGGUUGUUGUUCUCAAGAACCUUUUUCUUUAAUUUUAUUUUUUUAAAGGAAAUGAAUACUGGUACACAUCUAUCAGUUUAUCUUUUUCUGCUCUAGACAAAUUGACAGGAACCAAAUUUUGUCCAAAUUUAAUAGUUUUACAAAAUUAACUACCAUUGAUUAUGCUAAUCCUUCUGAUGCAGCAAGAAACUCACAAUUUGAUCGUUAAUUCAUUUAGAUUUACCAAUUUAUCUUAAUAAGAAAAUAAUUUUUUUAUUGUCAGGCUAGUGCUUUAAAAAAACUACUUUGUUCCUUCUUUAAAUAGAUAUGUCAUUAUCAUCAUAACUUAUAAAACCAUGUCUUUAGCCUAAAAAUUAUGUACCCACUAGACAACUCCGCUCAACCGAUAGUGGCAAACUCUCGACACCACGUGUUCCCCUUGAGACUUACAGAAAGCGCACUUUUGCAUUUGCUGGCCCAACAAUUUGGAACGCCCUUCCUAUUGCUCUCAGAAACAUUCAAACAUUGGAGUCCUUUAAAACCGAUUUAAAGACACAUCUAUUUCGCAAACACCUUCUGGGAUGAUGUUGUCUACCAUAUUUUCCAGUUAAUGCAUAUUGACUGUGUUGCUUAUGGUUGAAAUGGGUAGAAAGACUUUGACUUGGUAUGCUUGUAAUUAGUUUUUGUAGAGUUGCGUUUGUUUUAAAUGUGGUAAAUUAUAGAUAAAUAUGAUUGACUUUGUACCGCGCUUCAAGCCUUUGGGGAUGAAGCGUGUUUUUCAAAUAAACUUUAUUAUUAUUUAUUAUUAUUAUAACAUUUUUACCAUAAUUUUUUUUUACAAUUCAUUGUUGAUAAAAAUAAAUUAUUAUUUUAAGGUAUUGAUUUAUUCAUUUCCAAUGUUGUAUAAUAUUUUUCAAUCAACUGGAUAAAUCAAAUAAAAGUAUGGCUUUUUUUUUUAGUUGUGUAGUCUUCUAUACAUAAUCUUAUUUAUAUCAGGCAAUCAUAAUUUUUAAAGUUUACUAUAUUUGAAAUGUACAUUUUAGUUAUACAAUAACUUAAAUGCAUGUUUCAUUAUUAUUAUUCAUUUUUAUGCAUUUUAUUUAGUUUAUGACUUUUUUUUAAUUGACUAACAUUCUAAGAAGGAUGAGAUAGUGGUGCAGACCAAUUUUUAAAAUUCAUCUAAUGGAAAAAACUACACUAAUAUGACAACUUUUGAAAAUAAAAUAUUAGCCAUAGCAUAAACUAUUCUUAUAGUGUGGUUAUAACGCAAGUAAUCAUUUUUGAAGCAUGUUUAAAAUAACAGUUACUUUUUAUUAGAAGUCUUCUCACAUUGCCUUCGGUGUAAUAUUUCUAAAGUUGACUCAAUUAUCAACUGCUUAUAUGUAUAAUGUGCUAAAUUUUUUUCAAUGCAGAAACAAGUAAUGCUUUAGAAAAGUUCAUCUCAGUUGUGAGCCAAACUAUUAAAAUCAUUUAAAUUAAUGAGUUUAACAGGAAAAUAUCUUAAAUCAAUAUAUAAUCUUCUAAAAUUUAAGUAAGUCAACAUUUUGAAGUGAACUAAAGCACAUAUUUGUCUAAUUAUGAAGUAGGACAAUGUUAAGUAUUUAUUCACAGCAACAUAUCCCCUUAAAAUCACUCCAAUUUAUAGUUAUUAGAUUGACUGUGAUAUUAAAUGUACAUUAUUUAUAUUUAUUUUAUUUUUUUAUUACUUUUCGCUAAGAUAAGUUAAUUUAUUAGUUCAUCGUUUUGUUCAAAUAAAUUCAAUUUACCCGUUAAAAAUGUUCUUUUUUUCUAUUAGAAUUAUUGACUCUCAAAGCAGUGCUGCCAUUUGCCUGUUAAAUAUUAAUAUAAUUUUUAAAAUGUUCAUUCUUUGAUGAUGAAAGCAUUAUUUCUUAUUUCUUUAAAAAAAACUUUUAAAGCUUCUUAUUGUCUCACUAUUUGAAACUUUUAGAGAAGACUUUUUAAGAGUAGGAAGUGGUGUUUUAAAUGUGUGAUAUCCAUUUUUUUUUAAUGGUAAAAAUUUUUGAAAAAUUUAAUUUAUACGUAAUUAUGUGCCUUAAUUAAUAAUUUCAUUGGCUUUUUAACUGAUUAGUUAAAUAAAUUGCUCUAAU
Lymnaea stagnalis (great pond snail) is the source of this 11018-nucleotide messenger RNA. The record is from the annotation of a GenBank genome assembly. Lineage: Eukaryota; Metazoa; Mollusca; Gastropoda; Lymnaeidae.